AUUCGCUUAUCCCUAGAUCUCCCUGGCCCCACUAGAUAGACUCAAUGCUUACACAAGCAAGCAGAAGACAGACCUUUCUGUUUCUCGCGUUCAAAGAAAAAGAGAAAAAAAACAAAAGAAACAAAGAGGAGAGACAGACACCCCCGCUUAGUUUUCGCAAUGGCUUCGAAGCUCUGUGAUUCAUGCAAAUCGGCGACGGCAACUCUCUUUUGCCGACCAGACUCCGCGUUUCUUUGCAUCAAUUGCGACUCCAAAAUCCACGCUGCUAACAAACUCGCUUCACGCCACGCUCGUGUCCUUAUUUGUGAAGUCUGCGAGCAAGCUCCAGCUCACGUCACCUGCAAAGCCGACGCUGCAGCACUCUGCGUCACUUGCGACCGGGACAUCCACUCUGCUAAUCCUCUAGCACGCCGUCACGAGCGUGUUCCUAUUACUCCCUUCUACGAUUCCGUCUCCUCUGUCAAUAACAAACCUAACGCCGUCAAUCUCCUUGACGACCGUUACUUCUCAGACGUUGAUGGCGACGCUGCCGAUGUUAGUAGAGAAGAAGCUGAAGCAGCAUCGUGGCUACUUCCAAAUCCUCCAAACACUAAGCUUGUGGAGAAUUCGGAUCCAAAUACGGGUCAGUAUGUUUUCUCGGAUAUGGAUCCGUACCUGGAUCUGGAUUACGGACCUGGAGAUCCUAAACUUGAAGCGCAGGAGCAGAACAGUUCCGGAACAGACGGCGUUGUUCCGGUUAAGAGUAGUAAAAACGUUCAAGCUCCGUUUGUUAACGACAACUGCUUUGAGCUUGACUUCACUGGAUCCAAGCCUUUUCCUUACGGUUAUAACGCACAAUGCCUUAGCAAUAGCGUAUCAUCGUCAUCGCUAGACGUCGGAGUGGUGCCAGACGGCGGGGAUAUAUCGAAUCCGUAUAGCAAAUCGACGAUGGAGUCAGUCCAGCAGCUAUCGGCAGUUGACAGAGAAGCCAGGGUAUUAAGGUACAGAGAGAAAAGGAAGAACAGAAAGUUCGAGAAAACAAUUAGAUACGCGUCGCGAAAAGCUUACGCCGAAACAAGACCAAGAAUCAAAGGAAGAUUCGCGAAACGUACAGAUAUAGACGUCGAAGCUGAUCGUAGUAGUAGUAUCAACGCAUUCGGCGUCGUUCCGUCGUUUUAAAUUAAUCCCAUCUUAAUAAAGCUAGUGUUUUUCGGUUUCACUUUUGUUGUUAAUUGCAGUUGUUUUUAUUGCCUUGUACAUAUCAUGUAGGUUAAGCACACUGUCUCAACGAUGGAGAGACAAACCCUAGAUUGAUUUUCUUUCUCUCUCUUUUAAUUUAAAAUAAAUGUAAUGACGUAUGAGUUUCUUAA
Messenger RNA from Ricinus communis (castor bean), 1349 nucleotides. Its product is annotated as zinc finger protein CONSTANS-LIKE 4. Gene Ontology annotation, molecular function: zinc ion binding; protein binding. Lineage: Eukaryota; Viridiplantae; Streptophyta; Magnoliopsida; Malpighiales; Euphorbiaceae. The transcript has 2 exons. The record is from RefSeq and is a predicted model, not a curated record. Gene Ontology annotation, biological process: regulation of flower development; regulation of photoperiodism, flowering. The coding region runs from base 160 to 1158 and encodes 332 amino acids. Gene Ontology annotation, cellular component: nucleus.